Messenger RNA from Trichoderma virens Gv29-8, 1392 nucleotides. RefSeq lists its product as uncharacterized. NCBI's taxonomy places the organism in Eukaryota, Fungi, Ascomycota, Sordariomycetes, Hypocreales, Hypocreaceae. The record is from RefSeq and is a predicted model, not a curated record. The transcript has a single exon. Bases 1 to 1392 code for a protein of 463 amino acids.
AUGUCCCAAUGGCGAGUCACAGCCGAGCAUCCACUGCGGGAAGUUGAAGGGCUUGACCAUGAACGGUGUGCCGCUCUGCACAAUCUCAUCAUUGAGCGAGGAUGGACUGCAAGCGGUCGCAGCCUGACGGAUCUUGAUCGCCGGUCGUGGUGGGAGUGCUAUGGCGGGGAUGCUAAACUGCUACCACACGCUGCGAAAUUGAGCCCUUCUAUAAUCGCGUUUCUCAAAGCGGCGUGGCAUGGCUACGUGAUUACGGCACAACCACAACAUGCAUUCUUCAGAUACCUUGCCGGACUUUGCUCACCGGAUGAUCUUUGGAAGAACGCUCACUACGGCGACGACGAAGAUGACUCGAACAAGCGGCGCUACGUGACGCUCUACAUGGCCAAUUGGGCGCUGGGCACCAGUCAUCCACUGGGCCUCGUUUUUGAUCAACAGACGUCCACGGCCAUGCAGCACAUAUCUAUCCAUGACACGAGCGUCACAAUGAAUGGCCGACAGAUUUGGCUACCCCUCGAGCUCAUCCUUGAAGCCUUCCUUAAUAUGAUAGACCAGGGCAAAACACUUGCGGUGGACUCGUCCUACUGUGGGGAGCAAGAGAGAAUCGAGCCCUGGAUUAUGCCCUCGUAUACGAUCUGUGACUUGGACGAGACUCUCGAAGCCUUCAACCGACUGACAUGUGCGGUUGAAGCUCGUAUGCCUGGAGAUCCCAGUAAUAAAACGCGCCGCCUUGGAGAUGCGAUCGAGUCGAGCGCACUCCCCCCAAAUAGCUUCGCUGGUCGGUUCUUGGCGCGGGCUCGUGAAAUUCGAUUUAGCCAGGUCGCACCGGGCCUUCGUAUAGCCCGCCAGCAGCCAUUCUAUUCGGUCAAUGUCGAAGAAGGACAAAUACGGCCUAUACUGCUGUUCGAGAGCAGUCAGGAGGCCCACCAAGAUACAGAACGGGCGCCAUGGGGGGAGGAUCUCGUCAUAUCACCAUUCCCGCAGCCCUUUCGGCAUAUAUCAAAUUACCCGGCUGGUGUUUAUCUAACGGAGACGGAUCCGCACGGCGCACAUCCAUUUGAGGACGGCUGCAAGCUCAUCUUGCCUUGCACUAUCGGAGAAUAUGGUUGGGCUCGGACAAGCGAUGGCGCACUCUUUGGAGAGAAUGCGCACGCCAAGGGACCAACCGCUAGUCCAGUGGCGCUCAGCACACAAUUGUACCAACAAGGAUUCAACCAUUUUAUCCAGACGCACGAUGUGCAAUUGAAGCACGUGUUGGGGCACUGGGCAGACAUGGUGGAGAAAGGAAAGUGGGAAGUCGACGUUGACGGCGUAGCUGGUGGGAUAGAGAAAUGGAGGGAGGCUGACACAGAAGAUCAUUGGCGAGACUAUCAAUUACCGAUGUCUUGGUAA